AUAAACUACAAGGAAGUAGAGACCCACUUCUUUGACACCCAUUGUUAGUAGUUAUAACAUAAUAUUUCCUGUGGGAAAUUACGCAGAUUAGAAACAAAUUAUUUACAUUGCCAAAGAUUCAUAACUAAAUUGAAGCUAAAAUUCAUUUGAAAUAAUAUUAUGAAAACGUGAGGAGUAAUUAGACCUCUGUUCAGUAUAGCCACGCUCAACGGGUCAAUUAUAAGAUGAAAUAGAGAAAUGAAUUGUUAAUGUGUAUGACAAAUACAAUUCACUUGGGAAAAUGUAAUUCAGAGGAAUAUGAACUAUACAGCAACGUAAAUCGUCUACAUUCAGCCACAAAACAAAAAUGUCCAGACAGACAAUGAUACAAGCAGUACAUUAGAGCUGUACAAAUGUUUUUUUUAAAUUCCGCGAAACUUCAUGAAUGUUUUUGCGCAUAAACGUUAUGGCAAGACAAGACGUUAUACAAAUGAAAAUUUCAUUACUUCUACGAUUCAUGUUUCGAUAAUAUCUCAUUCAAACGACGUCUGUUGGUGAAGGUGUUGUUUUAUUUUCCAUUAUAUUGUAUUUAUCGAACAUUUAUGGAUUCCAACAGUUCAAUAUGAUAGGAUUCUCCAGACAUGCUAAUUGUGGAUUUGACGGUAUAUUUAGCCAAUGAACAAUUAAUUUCACAUACAGAUUGAAAUCGAAUGCAUAUGUAUUAUUAUCUUCAAGAUAUUUUUUGUUGCAGAUGUUGUAAGUAAGACAUUCGUAUGAACAAAGAUAGACAUAUGGAUGGGUACCAUAUGUAAAUGGGGUGCAAACUAUGUAUUAAACUACCAGUAUGUUAUAUGGGGGAAACAUAAUUCAUUGGAAAAUGAUUAAUUUUUGCGAGAAUUAUACAGCUACUGAAAUAAUAUAACGAUACCCCACACUUUGUAGAUUCUUACCCGAAGUGAGGAAACAAAUGUCUUCAAGUAGUAAAAGGCGUAAAUACAACGAAGUAAACACGAAAGACGAAACACCUCUACAUUUAGCAGCCAAAAAUAAAAACGUGGACGGACAAGAAUACAUUAAGAACUUAUUGUCAAAGGGCUUAGACCCGAACGCCCGUAAUAAGUGGGGUCAGACGCCACUUCACUAUGCUGCCAUUGCUGGUUGUUUACAAAAUAUUGAGACGUUGACUAAGACUUCUGGUAUUGAUGUCAAUAACAGAGAUAUAAAUGGAUACAAUGCUCUUCAGAGUAUGGUUGCUGCAAAUGGUGGUGAAAGUAACAAUUCAAUUAACUAUUUGCAUGCAAUGGAUAAUUAUGUUGAGAUGCUUUUGUCUUCCGAUAACCCAGACGAUAUUGAAAUGCCAGAAACAUUAAAUGCUGAUCUUAGAAAGUCUUUGCAAGCACUCGUCAACGCCGGAAGUGACGUGAACAAUCAAACUACAUUUGGACACGGUAUCCUACAUCUCAUUGCUACGAGGGAGGACAACACGCCAUUAUUGAAGUUUUUUAUUUCGAAUUUUCCAGACAUAAAUUUAAACUUACUUAACAAAAAGAAUGAAAACUUUUUGCAUGUGUAUGUUUCUAAUGCACUUUUAGAAGAGAUUAUCGAUUUGCUUGAAUGGAUUGAAAUGCAUGAUAAUUUAAACUCUUGUUUGAGGGCGUUGUUAUCCAGUACAGAUGUUAUGGGAAGAACGCCGUGGAAUUUAAUGAUUGUCGGUGAUGGUUUCUACUAUACAUCAGCUGCUGAUCUUCGCAAAAUCUUUAGCUUUGGUGUGUCUCCUGAAGGCAAUGAUAACUUGGGAAACACAAUUUUGCAUCGGAUUUGUGGUGUUUCACAUGGAGAUGCGUACGUAGAUGUACUAGAACAUCUGCUCAAAAUUGGUGCUAAUAUAAAUGCACAAAACAUAUAUGGAGAACCAGUUUUAUCGCUGACGUUAAGUGAACAAAUUUUAGAGACUUUCUUAAAGUUCAAUGCAGAUUGCAGCAUUACAGAUAAAUGGGGUCGAAGUUCGUUGGUUUCUAUAAUGAAAUAUCGACCACUUCCAGAUUUACUCAGAACAUUUAUUGUAAAAGGGACAAUAAAUGUAAACAAUAGAGACAUAUACGGAUCUACGGCUCUGCAUUUUGCAGCGUAUCAUAAUUAUGUAGAACAAAUAGAGAUAUUGUUAAAAUAUGGUGCAGAUAUAAAUGCUUGCGAUAACAUCCAGGAAAGACCUCUGGACACAGCGAAGAGACACAGAAGUUUUCGUUGCAUUGCUCUAUUGAAAAUGGCAGACAUAACAUUUAUAGGACACACCAUGUCAUUUACUCAACUAACAUUGGUAGGAAAUAAGACAUUCGAAGAGAUUCUUCAAGAACUACCGGAGACGAUAAUAUCGUCGUGUAUCCAAUCAUCACAAGAUAUUCAGAAAAUACUGCAUUUACCGUUGAAUUUAAAAGACUUUCUGAACUAUCUUCUUGAGUCGUAUUAUACAAGAAGUCCAAGCUGCUGCCCUGAAGUAGAAUCUGUUACAUGCGAUGUUAAUAAUCUUGUCACGUCGCUUUGCACGCAAAUUCGUAAAUACGAUUCUCGAUUUGAAAUGUCAGUUUUACUAUCUGGAAGUAUGGCUGAAGGAACAAAAAUUGGCCGUCCAGAUGAAUUUGAUUUUAUUUUAUGUCUUGAUAAGUUAAAUGAUAUCACUGACAUUGUGAUGACAGAAGACCUUAUAAAGACAGGUUUCGCUUCUCUAAAAUUUAAAAAUACUCAAGAUUUUGACGAAUACUUGCAGUUUACUGAUGCUGACGGUUUUUUCUUGCCAAAAUUGUAUUUGCAGUUAUUCUACCAUUAUUUGCAGAGAGCACUGAAUGAACCUCAUUUGUGGAAAGAAGGGAAUUUCUAUUUUAAUGUUGAAAAUAGAUUUGGGAAAGUUUUCGGCAAACCAGUGUUUACUUUUGAUGUAUAUUGGUUGGGUUCUAUUUACAAACAAUUAAGAAUCAGCAUAGACCUUGUUCCUGCAGUUUACAAAAGAGGAUGGUGGCCACCAAAUAUUGAUGUUGAUAACAUACCUCUCAUCAAUACUGACAUCAAAUCAGCUGGAUGUUUUCUAACUCUGCAAACCAAGACACAACAUUUCGCUCCGAACGACUGGGACUGUAUAAGCCGAACAUGUAACAACGAAGAUAACGCAGAACUAACUGAAAAAAAGAUGUUGCGGAUUUCCGCUGCUCCUGCAGAGAUAUGCCUCAUGAAGUCAUUGCCAAAUGAAUUUCGAAAAGCUUAUAUCCUUGCAAAAGUAUUAAAAACCAUAUGUCCUGAAAUUGAUAUUGAAACAAAACAAUACAAUUUGGAGGAAGAAGACAGCGAAUAUGCAGAACCGCGUAGGACAAACCCAUCUAAACUGAUUAAAAGCUACAUGUUAAAAAAUAGUGCAUUUUAUGUUCUAGAGGGACUUAAAAUAAAGCACCGUUCAGAAGAUGGAUUUGAUGUAUUUGAUAUUUCUGCGAAGAUGUACAGUUUUCUUCUUCAAUUUGUCGGUGGUCAGCAAAUGCGCAUGCGUCCAUAUUUUCUGUCACGUGACAUCAAUGUUUUCGAAAAUUCAAAGAAACUAUCCUUUAACAAAGCAUUCAUUCUUCAUUUGCAACGGGAAUUUAGCAUGAAGCUUGUACUGGGUAUAAUGAAUGAACAAUUUUCAAGGGAAUGUUUGACUGCAAAAAUGUAAAAUUUAAGCAAUUAAAAUCAUGCGUAUUGUU
Molecule: messenger RNA, 3704 nt
Organism: Mytilus californianus (California mussel)
Lineage: Eukaryota; Metazoa; Mollusca; Bivalvia; Mytilida; Mytilidae
Exons: 3
Coding region: 947-3673 (908 amino acids)
Molecular function (GO): protein binding
Source: RefSeq, a predicted model, not a curated record